Messenger RNA from Physcomitrium patens, 1457 nucleotides. Its product is annotated as tetraketide alpha-pyrone reductase 1. The record is from RefSeq and is a predicted model, not a curated record. Lineage: Eukaryota; Viridiplantae; Streptophyta; Bryopsida; Funariales; Funariaceae. Gene Ontology annotation, molecular function: oxidoreductase activity, acting on the CH-OH group of donors, NAD or NADP as acceptor.
AUACACAAUGUGGGGCCUGGCAGUGCUAACGAACCUGUGUGCAUCAGUUGGGUCAUUCUCCUAGCCUUCAACCGAAGUGAGAAAAAACUGGGCUACGAUGGGUCACUCUACAGAGAAAUCUAAAGGGACAGUCUGCGUCACAGGAGCAACGGGGUUUGUGGCCUCCUGGCUCAUCAAGUGUCUGCUUCAGGAUGGAUAUCGUGUUCGUGGAGCUGUGAGAGAUCCUGAGAAUUAUGAGAAGGCAGCUCAUCUAUGGGCACUGUCGGGGGCGAAGGAGAGGCUGCAGUUGGUGAAAGGGGACUUGCUCGUGGAAGGGAGCUACGAUGCAGCUGUGGCAGGGUGCGAGGGUGUGUUUCACACUGCGGCUGCUCUGGUUCGCAUCAAAUCUGAUCCCAAGGCUGAGAUGCUUGAUCCCACUAUUUUGGGCACAUUAAAUGUACUGCACUCAUGUGCCAAGUCAACCACCUUGAAGCGCGUGGUGCUUACUUCGUCCACUGCUGCUGUUCGAUUCCGUGACGACCUGGAGCAGCCGGGUGCUGUCACUUAUCUGGACGAGUACUCUUGGAGUAGCAUCUUUUUCUGCACCAAGUAUCAGAUUUGGUACUCGUUAGCAAAAAUACUAUCAGAGCAGGAGGCUUGGAAGUUCGCAUUUCUUCACUCCAUCGACUUGGUGGUGGUACUGCCAAGUUUCGUAAUUGGACCCUGUUUACCUUAUCCGCUGUCGAAAACGGCGCAAGAUAUCUGCGACCUGCUCAAUGGAGGCAGGAACUUUGGAAUUCAUGGGCGAAUGGGCUAUGUCCACGUUGAUGAUGUUGCACGAGCCCACAUUUUAGUCUAUGAAACGCCAUCUGCACAAGGACGAUAUAUAUGUUCUGCACAAGAAGCCACCCCGCAGGAAUUGGUUCAGUAUUUGGCUGAUCGUUAUCCACACCUUCAAAUUUCAACCAAAUUCAAUGAUGAACUCCCCAAAAUGCCCUAUUACAAGCUAAACACCACUAAACUGCAACGCCUUGGUCUAAACUGCAAGCCUUUGGACGUCAUGUUUGACGACUGCAUUUCAUUCUUGGAGGAAAAGGGUCUCCUCAAGAGAAAACCAGAGAAAACGCCGACAUCGUCAUCUACACCUGAUGAGCAUUCGAAGGAUAGUGUGCUUCAGAAUGUUUGACUGGCUAUUUAAGAUUCUGAAUUGGAAAACCACUGUUCAGCUGGUUUUUGACGUAGUCGCAGUCCCAAGGGACGACCGUGGAAGAUUAUUCACAGGGCUCAGAAUAGCUCCAAGAAGGUUAUACCACCUUACUAUCCAUUUUGUGCAAAGAUACUGUGCAAAAACAUAACGAGGUCGAAAAUGUAAGAUCGAAGGAAAUCUAAGAGUGUUUGCACGAAAGCACUGCUGACCAAGUGGUUUAGGAUUAUGAACAGCAUUAAUAAACUUUAACUUUUGGAUCCUUCUCAAGUUA